Prunus avium (sweet cherry) is the source of this 1405-nucleotide messenger RNA. The record is from RefSeq and is a predicted model, not a curated record. NCBI's taxonomy places the organism in Eukaryota, Viridiplantae, Streptophyta, Magnoliopsida, Rosales, Rosaceae.
AUGGGCAUAUCGCCGCCCUCUCUCUUUUCCACCAUUUUCUUCUUCUUAAACACCAUCUUUAUUCUUCAAUCCAUAAACUCUAUCAACAGCAGUACUGCUGGUGAUGGCUUUUCGGUUAGUCUGAUCCACCGUGACUCACCUCUAUCCCCAUCAUACAAUCGUUCCAUGACCGCCUAUGAUCGUAUACAAGCUGCUGCUUAUCGUUCUGUCUUGCGCCUUAACCACAUCCACUCACUCACCACCACCUUUUCAUCCUCAGAACAUGAUAUCUCUUGUAGAAUAGUCCCUGAAAAUGGUGAGUACAUAGUGACUUUCUCUGUGGGCACUCCCCCUACCCAAGUACAUGCCUUCAUGGACACUGGAAGUGACGCCAUUUGGGUCAAAUGCUCACAAAGCUCCCCUGUCUUCAACCCUGCAAAAUCCUCCUCUUACGGUUACUACUUGUGUGAUUCCCUUCCCUGUGAGGAUCUGGGGGUAGGUAGGAGAACCUGUGCAGAGUUGCUUGACCCUUGCUACUACAGGGUAAUAUACGGAGAUGGUUCUACAACAGAGGGAACUCUGUCCCGUGACAAGUUUGCAUUUGAAGACCCUGAGAGGAACCUUGUCGAUGUUGGUCACUUGGAUUUUGGUUGUUCUGACUUCUCUUCAUGGCAUUUUCGUGGGAACCAAUCAGGGGCUCUCGGCCUGAGCAGGCAACCCCUGUCCUUAGUUUCUCAACUAGGCAUAAAAAAGUUCUCGUACUGCAUGGUGCUCCCGGACAAUGAGGGAUCAGGAAGCAGGAUGUAUUUUGGCUCAGAGGCAGUGAUCUCUGGUGGGCAAACUCCACUUCUGAAGGGAGUGGAUUGGUAUUACUAUGUCACUCUUAUCGGAAUUAGCAUUGGUGACCAAAAUGUUCCUCUCCCUGAUGGGAUUUUUAAAAUGACAAGUGAUGGGGAAGGAGGGUUUAUUAUUGAUUCAGGCACAACUUACACAUUCCUUAGAUCAGAAGCAUAUGAUGCAUUGAUCGAGGCACUGGGGGAAGCCAUAGAUUUGCCUCAAAGGAGAGGACCAAGCGAAUGGUAUGAGUUGUGUUUUGAGGGAAGUUUUGAGGACUUGGAUUCUGCAGCACCAGAUUUGAAAUUCAUUUUUGAUGGUGCAGAAGUCAUUCUAAUGAAACAAACUACUUACAUUGAAGCAGAGAAGGGGCUUUGGUGCCUUGCCAUGCUGAGGUCCAAUGAAGCGUUGUCCAUACUCGGAAAUAUACAACAACAGAACUAUUUUGUUGGUUAUGACCUUGAACAAGAAGUGGUUUCUUUUGCUCCAGUUGACUGUGCUACCUUCUAGUAGGUAGUGGCCUAACCAACUUCAAUAAUAUUUCUGAUCCUUCCAGACUUUUAAUCAGAAAAACAUACUAGCAAGUCUUUUU